Penaeus vannamei (Pacific white shrimp) is the source of this 3260-nucleotide messenger RNA. Lineage: Eukaryota; Metazoa; Arthropoda; Malacostraca; Decapoda; Penaeidae. The record is from RefSeq and is a predicted model, not a curated record.
CACAGACGUGAAAAAUGUCAACAAACAACGCCUUAGAAGACUCAAUAGUGAUUCUGGAGGAGGUGGAGGGAACGAGACCUUUGGCUGGUGGAACAGGCAUUGAACUCGAGGUGUUGUAUGAUGGCCAAGCAGAAGAAGUGCAGCAUGUGCCUCAGCCCCAGCCACCUCAGCAGCAAUCAAAAGCACAGCCAUCCCGUCCUCCACUCCGGCAGCAGCCACAAAGACAGCGACGGCCAGUGCAACAGUACCAGCAGCAACAACAAGAACAGCAGCAGCAAGCAGCUCAGCAAAGACUUCAGCGACAGCAGCAGCGGCAACAGCAGCAGAGACAGCAGCAGCAACAGAGAGCUCAGCAACGGCAGGCUCAGCAGCAGCAGCAGAAGCAACAGCAACAACAGCAGCAACAGCAGCAAGCACAACAAAGAGGAGUGAAGCGGAAGGACAGUGAGGUUCAAGUUGUGGGCCAAACAAAGGCUCAGAAAACAGGUCGAGGGGAGGUUGGAGGAGCUGGUACUCUCAAGUACAGGAAAAGGAUCCCUGAUAAUGAUGUUGAGAUCGUCUUCGAGUGGGACCCAGCAAAGGUUAUUGCUGAGCGUCAGAGUGUCGAUGAAUGGGUAGCUCGUAAUGUCAUAAGUAUGUUUGACCAAGAAAACACCUUGCCAUUUAUCGCACGGUACAGGAAAGAGAGAACUGGGAAUAUGGAGGUUGAGAAACUUAGAGAGAUUCAAAAUGCAUACUCACAGCUCAAGCAUGUACAAGAGCGAGUUUUAAAGAUCCUGAAAGGAGAUCGCAAGCGUCUACCAGAAGACCGUAAAGCCUCCCUGUUGAGGGCAACUACCAUGCAUGAAGUGGAGCAUCUGACAGCAGCCUACAAAGGGAGUGGGAAGCGCACAUAUGCAGAGAGAGCUCGAGAACUUGGUCUGGAGCCAGCUGCACUCGAGGUUAUGCAGGGAACACAUAAUAAAUUUUCAAAUCGCCAGGAGUUGUAUUCUCUUAUGGAUCUGAAUAAAGAAGGUCUACGGACAAUUGAGGAAGUUGAGCAGGGGCUCCAGCACAUUAUAGCAGAUGUCAUAAGUAAAGAUCCCCAAGUCCUUGACUGUGUACGACAACUCAUGAAAUUGUGUAAACCAGUUUUAGAAUGCAAUAAAGCACGCAAGCAGAUGAAACGCGACCAGGGUAAAAUGGUCAGUCGUGGACCAGGCCCCAGUGAUGAUCUUUGUGCCAAAUAUGAAAAUUAUUUUGAAUAUAAGAACCUGGCUUGGAACACAAAACCACAUUCGAUGCUGGCCAUGAAUCGUGGUGAACACCAGGGAGUUCUUUCCGUAAAGGUUGCCAUACCGGACAAUACAUAUGUCCAUUUCUUCAACUACUGUCAGCAAAAAUGGUUAGGGAUGGCACCACCACACUACUACAGGACACAGCUGGUUAUGAUGAGCAUUGAAGACAGCUGGGAGAGGCUUGGCAAUAUAAAAGUGGCAGAUCUGUGUGUUUGCUGCCAACUUGCGGAAGCUUCUCCUAACCCCGUGAGACUUCUAUAUGGCAUUUUACAAAGCAAACAAAGGAUAAGAAAUGGAUGUAAGAUUGGUGUGACAAGCCCAACAGGAGAGAAACUCCUCACUACAACAAUCUACCCUUUCCGUGGCAACCAGCACCUUCAAGUGGAGGACUGGUGCAAAGACCACAAUGCCAGAACCCUUCGGGAGAUUGUGCACAAAUAUAGGUGCGAGCUGUUUGCAAUUGGUAAUGGAACAGGAUGCAGAGAGACAGAGACUUAUCUCACACGCCUCAUCGCUCAAAAGUGCUUUGAUCCGUAUAAUGUCCAGUAUACCAUCAUCAAUGAAACAGGAGCAUCACAGUAUUCAGUCUCCCCAGAGGCACGAACUGAGUUUCCUGGCCUGGACCCCAAUCAUAUCAGUGCCCUGUCAUUAGCCAGGAGAUUACAAGACCCAUUAUUGGAGUACAUCAAGGUGCAUCCAAUGCACAUGGGAGUGGGCAUGUACCAGCAUGACAUACCAGAACGCAUCCUGCAUGCUUCUCUAGAUUCAGUCAUGACAGAGUGUGUGUCAUUUGUGGGCGUUGAUAUUAAUUCAGCUUCAGAAUUUGUUUUAAGGAAACUCUCUGGACUGAACAAACCAAGAGCAGCUAAUAUUGUGGAGUACAGAAAGACAAAAGGGCCCUUUAUAAACAGAGAACAGCUGAAGUCCGUGAAGGGUAUUGGACCCAGGACAUUUGAACAGUGUGCAGGUUUCAUCAGGAUCAUGCCAGAAACACUGGAAAUGGAAAUUAACAAAACACCGCAGGGAAAGAAGCGAGCAGAAAAGGAAGCUGUGAGCCCGCUUGACCGUACGAUGAUCCAUCCUGAGUCGUAUGGGGCUGCUAUGAAGUUCCUCAGUAUUGUGGGUGUACGAUCACAAGAUAUUGGUGCUGAUCACUUCAUCCGUACUGUAAGACAUUUUAUGCCAACUACAACUUUAGAUGCCUUGUCUGAGCAGUGUGAGACAACACUCCCAACUAUGCAGCUCAUUGUUGAGGGUCUGACACAGCCUCUCGACUAUGAUAUUCGUGCCCAAUUUGAGAAACCACUUUUCCGUAAGGGGAUUACCUCCAUAGAUGAUGUUGCUUUAGGAACUAAAUUAACAGGCACAGUGAGAAAUGUGACCCACUUUGGUGCGUUUGUGGACGUUGGCUUAGGGAAUGACGGCUUGGUCCACGUCACCAAGAUGGCUGGGGUGAGGCUGGAGCUUGGCAACAUUGUGGAGGUGUCAGUUAUCUCCAUUGAGAAGGAGCGUGGUAGGAUUGGCCUCAUGCUAGAGCGGUUGAUUGGUUGAUGAGUAUGCGUGGCAAAGUUUGAUGGUUUUUUAUUUACAAGAUGUUUGAUUUUUUUCUUUAUUACUUUUUUAUCCAUUUCAGGCAACUUAUUGCCUUUUUUAAUGUAAACAGAUAAACAGCUGUGCCUUCUCAAGACGCAUUAUAUCUUAAGCUGUCUCUAAUGGAAGAUAGUAUGUCUAUCUGACUCUGUCAGUUGCAUUUUUUUUAUUUUUUUUUAUUGUUGUUGUUAUCAUAGGAAUUAUUUGAUUGUGUUGGCCAGUCUUCCUGUAUAUUAGUUGCAGAGUGUAGGUGAUCCCCUUCCCUAUCUGUUUUUCAGGUAUGCCUACAUUUCUGUUUUAUUCUCCUGCUUCUUUUUUUUUCUUCAUUUUCUUUCCUUUCAGUCUUUCAUGUAUUCAGCUUUUUGUUUUAUGAUUUUCAUUCUCUUCAUCAUU